UCUUCGACGCCGAAACACGUGUGAGCCUGGAUGUUCACGGCAGCAGAAUGACAUGGAAGCAGGCAUCCUACCUGUGUCUAAUUGUGUUUUCCACCCUGGUUGAACUGUCACAAGAGAACUGUGAAGAAUACUUUACUGUGAAAGAAUGGGGGUCCCCACAGCAAAUCAAUCUCCUCCAUCCAACCCUGUCUCUCUCUCACACCAACUACUCUCAUGUCCUCCUUCACUACAUCCAUAAACCUCCUCUUUGGUCUUCCUCUACGCCUCCUACCUGGCAGCUCUAAACGCAGCAUCCUUCUACCAAUAUAUUCACUCUUUGUCCUUUGGACAUGUCCCAACCGUCUCAGUCUGGCCUCUCUGACUAAUGUCCCUCUGAAGUACUUCUUCCUGAUCCUAUCCAUCCUGGCCACUCCCAAUGAGAACCUCAGCAUCCUCAUCUCUGGAAAACAUAACUGAACUGGAAUUGGUCGACCUUGUGAUCCCAGAGAACACCACAAAUGUGGCAGAAUGUACAUUAGAGCGAUACUGUCUGCAAGACCAGAUGUGCGAUGUGCUGGAAGACUGCUUUGGCAGAGAUGCCAAAACUGAAAGUGACAAGUGUAAAUCUGUGUUGAAUGCCACCGUCCAUACUUACCACUUAAUGUGUCUGCUUGCCAGAGUGAAAUCUAACAAAAGCUCUAUAAAUGGUAACACAAUCCACCACUCAUUUUGUCAAUAUUUCUUCAUCUUAUUGACUCUUUUUAAAUGCCACUAUAUACUUUGGGGGCAGUUAAGAAUUCAUGUUCUAACCGUGUAUCCAUUUUUUUCUUCCUCCUACACUGCAGGCUGUGAAUAUGAAAGUGUUUGCCCGUUAUUUGAGGAAAGAAGGCAAGUUGUAUCAACACCACUGCCAUCAACAACUACUGCCCCACUGCCAACGUCACUUGUGAUGAUGGCAAUAACUGCACAGCCAAACUCAAUAAGACAUGGCCAACAUCCCGGGAGUGAAGCAAGUAAAAGCUACUACUUUUUAACCCUGGAGAUACUAUUAGUCUUUGUUUCAAUUCUUGCACUGGUCUUGCCCCUGGCUGUUUAUUUUCACAUGCGUCGCCAGAUGACACGGGACGGGAGAUGGCAGUUUGGCACAGUACCGACAGAUUCAAACUCAGUGGACUCUUCACAUGAGGAAAAUAUACAGCUUCAUCUCAUUCGGGCACACCCACUCCACUGUGAUUGAUCCCAGUCAGCUUGUACCCAGGCACGUCCAUAUAAGACAUAACUCUAAAGGAGUCCCUGUGCUGCUCCACUCAUGUUAUAGUGCUCACAAGACUGCAAUUGAAUGGACCACACUUAAGUUGCCAUGGAGCAUCAGCCAGCGGGGCUCACUAGAGGACAGAAUGAAUAUGAAUUGUUGGAAUUCCUUUGUCCUUUCUUUUCAACAAACUUGCUCUGUUCCACUUCAAGUGGAGCGAAGCGAUGGAACAAACAUCAUCAUGCCUACUAAACUCGGUUUCAUGGUUAGAUGCAUGCAUCAAUAACUACUGUAUAAGUAACAAUAGUUGUAAUAUAGGACUUCUGUACAGGUGGUCCUCGGUUUGCAGUGUUUUUUGUUUCGGAAUAUGAAAGCAUGAAUGUCAUUCUGGUCCAUAAACACGAGCUGGGAGGAAAAAUAGACUUUGUUCUGAUGCAGCCACACUGAGCCAAACAACAUUGCUUAUCAGUACACUUCAUUAUGUCUCCCGAGCGGCAAUGCGCUAAAAAGAAAAUCGUGGAAGUGACAAUGAAAAUCAUAAAAAUGUCAGAGAGAGUAGGCGCUCGACUGUCGUGACCAUCAUUAAGGAUAAACAUUAUUGAAUGUUAGAGGAUUGCAUGCAAGGAGAUCUGGGAGGAGAAGAGAAGGGUAAUUCUUCCAGACUACCCUGGGCAAAUAUUAUAUGUAAGAACGGAGAAAGGCCUGCAAGAUAACCACAGGGAUAUAAGUAAGGAGUUCUCAUUUCAUUACUAUGUUUUUAUAUGUCCUUCAUGUAUUCUAUGUAAAGUGUGAGGGAUUUCGGAGUUCAUUUAGCUAUAAUUUAAGUAUUUUAAGUUACACUAAAAGACGUAACGUAAGAUGUAACUUGUUCAUGUCCUGAGGACUACCUGUAAUGCAUUUCAAGUAAAAAAUAAGCUUACAGUAUAUUGUACAUCACAACCAUUAAGCUACAACCUAAUGCCCUUUAACACAUUUCAUUUCAUUCCAGUGAAGUGGAGUAUUGGCAUGUUCCACAUGCAGCUAGUAUUACUGCCCCGGAGGCUGUAAUAAUGAUCAUAAUUAACAAUAGGUGGUAUUGUUGUUGUGUUUCUAUGACAAUGCCAUCAUCAACUUUAGAGGCCUAUAAAAUUGGUAGACUAGGCUUCUUGUGUUAGCAAAGCAGUGCUUUGCCACAGGCUGAAAUGAUCAAAUGAUUUUAUAUAUUUUCAGCCUCUUGUCUCUUUUUUGAAGACCAUGCUUUUGUGUAAGGAAUGCACUUUUCUCUUCUUACCAGUAAGUAAUUCAAUUGCCCAAAAUGUUGAGUUAUUUCUGACUUAGUGUCACAACUGAAAAAAUAAAGUCAUUUCAAAGCUUUAUUGUUGUUUGGGUGGAAAUUCUAUGUUGCUGAUAUCCAACCUCACCAUGAAAUGUAUUUUCCCAAAGGUCUUGGGGAUAAUGAAGACCAAGUUAUUUUUGUUCAGUAGUGGUUUUUGUCUUGGAACUCUGCCAACACUGACCCUAACUGAGGCAAAUGAGGCCCUAUGAUUCUUUCAAUGUUGUGGGGUCUUUUGUGACCUCUUGGAUGAGUCGUGCUGUGCUCUUGGGGUCAUUUAUAUAAUAUCAAUAAAAUGUUUCAUUUAAAAACAUCAUUUUGCGUUCAGUUGUGUUGU
This is a messenger RNA of Doryrhamphus excisus (bluestripe pipefish), 2880 nucleotides long. NCBI's taxonomy places the organism in Eukaryota, Metazoa, Chordata, Actinopteri, Syngnathiformes, Syngnathidae. The record is from RefSeq and is a predicted model, not a curated record.